Monodelphis domestica (gray short-tailed opossum) is the source of this 2408-nucleotide messenger RNA. It is a transcript of the gene SPP2, whose product is annotated as secreted phosphoprotein 2. Gene Ontology annotation, biological process: bone remodeling. Lineage: Eukaryota; Metazoa; Chordata; Mammalia; Didelphimorphia; Didelphidae. Gene Ontology annotation, cellular component: extracellular region. The record is from RefSeq and is a predicted model, not a curated record.
AGGCAGACCAUGGAGGCUCCUCCUGAGUCUGGAAAGGGAGAGGCUAAAGAGCCAGACCGGCGGUUAUGGCGACCCUGAUCCUGGGAGGAAGCCGCAGCAGAGCUCCUCCACACUGUCCGCUCCUGCGAGGCUCCUCUCCUCGCCCGUCAGCCCUAAGGCUCCCUGAUUAGCCCCCGGACUAUUCCACUGCUAUUGGGCCAUCAGACCUCCCCAAAGCACCUCAAGGAAAAGUCUUUUCUUACUGACUGAAGGGGUUUGAGUCUCCCAUCGAUGGGCGAGACAGACCCUGCCACAGCCUCGGGCGUGUUCCUGCCAUCCCUUCCUCCUGGCAGAGCCUGCAGGGAUCCAUGGCAGGAAGAAGCCACCAAGGAGGGCUUCCGUGAAGAGAUGCUCUCCGCGGCUUCCCCGUCCACCAGAGCAGUGGCCCGUAAGCAGCACUGAUACAGGAGGGGAGGCCGGUGCCAGGGAAAGCCAGCGGCCCCCGUGCCAGGGGACGUGGGCUCCACUUCCGCCUCCCACGUAACGUUCGGGUGGUGCCGCGCCAGCAGCGUCUCUGGGGGCCUCCGUUUCCUCAGCAGUAAAAGGAGGCCAUUAGGUUCGACCGGCCGCCUCUGUUUUCUUCCGGCUCUCCCACAGGGGUCUUGGGUCGGCUUUGUCCUUGUUCCGGGUCAUGCCGGGGAGCUGCUGGCUUCUCCCCUGCAGGUCUAAACUCCAAAGGCCACUCCACACCGUAACGCUCUCCGGCAGGAAAAGUUGGCAGCAAAUAUUUGCUCCUGGGUCGAUGGCUUCUGUUUGUUGAAAAGUGGUGCCGGGGCCGAGGCAGAGUCAGAGGCCAGCCUCGUCGUCCCCAGAAAGAGCCGGCCUGGCCAGAGAGAAGGCGCUCAUGGAGGUCCUGGUCCUGGUGACUGUUGCCCUGAACAUGUGGGCCUGCUCAGGCUUCCCCGUGUACGACUACGACCCCGCCGUGCUGAGGGGAGCUCUCCAGGCCUCGCUGGAAAGGGUGAACGCCCAGUCCCAAAGCCCAAACUUGUUCAGGGCCUACAAGAGCUCCAUUAGAAGGGUCAACUUCGUGAAUGAGAACGACCUGAGCAUGGACAUCGACUUCAGCAUCCGCGAGACCGAGUGCAGGAAAGAGUCUGGAAGCCCCCCGAGCGCCUGCGAUUUCAAGAGGGGCUACUACGUGCCAACAGCGUCCUGCAGGAGCACCGUCCAGAUCUCAGCUGAGCAGGUGCAGAGCGCGUGGGUCCGCUGCCAUCACGCCUUCUCCAGCUCCGAUUCCAGUAGCAGUGAAGAGAUCUUCGCGGGCAGAUGGGGCUCGCCCACCUGGAGACGCUAUUACAUGGGAGGUGUAGACAGCAAUGAAGCAAGACGUGAGCGCCUCUCUCCGAGGUCUACGGGUCUCAGAGACGUGGCGCGGCUUCCGGCCAGAAGCAGAAGACGGCAAGACGAUCGGAAUAGAUACGGACUCUGGGAGUAGCAAGAGCCAGGUGUUCCGUAGGGCUCGAUCCUGGGCCCCCUUCCCCUGCCACUGCGUUGGCGACCUCCUCAGCUCCCACGGGUUCCGUUAUCGUCCUUAUCUGUGGACUCAGCCCUCCAGCCUGGAGACUCCGCUGCCUAGUGCACCGUCAGACGCCGUAAACUCAACGUGCUCCCUACUGAACUCGCCCUCUUCCUGGUCCAGACUUCUCUGCUGAGGCCCCAACGUCGCCCAGUCACCCAGGCUUGCCACCUGGGUGUCGUCCUCAGCCCUCACUACAUCUCCCCGUCCAGCCCCGCAUAAGCAAUCUGUUGCUCAGGUCUGGGCAGAGCCUCCUACCGUCCCCCUUCUCUCGGGCCCUGGGGAAGGCCGCCAGCACUCUCCCUCGGCCUAGAGCAAUGGUGGACCUUCUUGCCUUAAGCCCCUCCUUGCUCCAGUCCAUCCUUCACUCAGCUGCCAAAGUGGUUGUCCUAAAGUGCCCUCCUGGCCAGGCCACCUCCGUGCGAUCCAUAAACUCUAGUGGCUCCCUAUCGCUUCUGGGAUCAAACAGAAAAUCCCCAAAGUCCCUCAUAACCUGCUCCCCACCAGCACCUUCCCGGUCUUUCUUGCACCUCGCUCAUCUUCCUGAGUUCAAAUCUGGCUUCAGACCCUUCCUAGCUGUAGGUCCCUGGGCAAGUCACUGAACCCGCUUGGCCUCAACUUCCUCCUCUGUAAAAUGAGCUGGCAAAGGAAAUGGCAAACUGCUCCAGGAUCUUUGCCAAGAAGAAUCCAAAUGGGCUCCCCAAGAGGCCGACGUGCCUGAGAAAUGACUGAACGAUGACUUCCUGCAGCUGGUACACCCACUGCCUGGAUAAGGAGGGCCCGAUCGACUGGACCUCAGUGUCCUCAUCUGUAAAAUGGAGAGGCGGCACAGAGGAGCGCCGAGGUCCCG